Molecule: messenger RNA, 4004 nt
Organism: Osmia bicornis bicornis
Lineage: Eukaryota; Metazoa; Arthropoda; Insecta; Hymenoptera; Megachilidae
Gene: dan
Product: protein distal antenna-like
Exons: 1
Coding region: 2060-3421 (453 amino acids)
Molecular function (GO): DNA binding
Source: RefSeq, a predicted model, not a curated record
UCGUCGCGAGAGCAUCGUUGCUUGUCGCGCCCCGCUCGUGUAAUAUCGUGCACACACAUCGAAACACAGUUAGCUGCGAGGCGUAGAACCGGGCGGAUCGACUGAUCGGCGAUCAGGUUCGGCAGUCGAGGGAAGCGACGCGCGCCCCACGGCCCACGGCAGUUACGCGAAGGCAGCGACCAACGACGCGCCACACACCGGCGGUUCAGUCGAGGUCGAUCCACCGUCAGGUGAGGAUCGCCGGUGUCACCAACAUUAUUAAACGCGAUUAUUCCUCGCUAUAUCAUCCUGUAUUCAUAUAUACACGCGCACGCGAACGCAUUCAGUGCUUAGAGACUACGAAACCGCGCGCAUUAUAAACGUCGAUUAAAUCGGUUUCUCAGUGAGGGAAAAUAUCAGUGAAAAACAUUGUGAGAAUCGAUCAGUGUCGGCGACAGACUUUUCGCGUGUCACGCUCACCACGAUUUAACGAGUCGAUACAAACGGAACGGUUAUCGUUGUCAGAAAUCAGACCGUUCGAUUUUUUUCGAAUUUUUCGAUUUUCAAAUCGAUUCGCACGCUAACGAUCGUCGAGGAAUCGACCAAGAAGAUCGGAAGAAGGACGAAGGAGUAUCGAAAAAAUUUCAGUGUUUUUCGCGAAUUGAUCCGCGACGACGCGUGUUCGCGUUUGUCCUUGACGCCCGUCCUUUCGACGAGUAGUUGCGUCGAGACGAUUCUGUGUGUGCUUUUUUUUCAUUCGUUCUGGCAACCGUUUCUUUCUCACUCGCUCGCACGGUGUAUCUCUAUCGCAACGAACACGCAGCCGUUCGUGCGAAGAAGACGGAGGACACGCGCAUAAUCAGCGGAGAACGAGAGCGUUACGGAACGAAGUGCGCGAAUAACGCGACGGCGAAAACUGAUCCGACUCGGGCUGGUGCUACUCUCUACUAUACACCUCUCUCCCGAUCGCUCGUGUGUGCCUAGCCCCGUCUUUGUUUCUCUCGAUUCCAUCUUUCUCGCCGCCGCUAUUCCUCGUGGUACAGCAAUAAUAUCGUUUCCCGCGCGGACUGCGGAUUGGCUGAUGUGCCCGCGAACGAAGAACAGAACGGCGAAGCAACGUGCCCCGUUUUACUCGCGCUAGCGCCGAGGACGUGGUUCCGAAGACAAGCAAGAGAGAGAGAGAGAGAGUGAAGAAGUGUGGUGAACGGAAAGAGACAGAGUGAGUCAAGUAGGGGUGGGGGAGAGCGGCAGACGAGGAGCCGAGACGAGGAGGGGAACCGCCCGACCGAGUUGUUUCAUUCAUAAAAAAGUUCUUUAUUACUCUCUGUGAGCGCAUGUGCUGUUCCAUGGAGGAGGACCUCCCCCGACCGGCGUAACCACGUUUACACACGGUAUUAUUUACUACUGCGCGAGAUACGAAUCGCUGCCACACGCCGUGGCAACGGUACGGCGUACGGAUCUCUCCCCGUAUCGUUACCGUUCUUCUUCGAAAUCGCGUUCGGAGUGUCGAUCGUUUGCGAUUACCAUCGUAUCGAAGUGAACGAGGAGGAGGAGGAGGUUCGUCGAAACGGACGACCCUCGAAGGAAUCGCAGUUGAAGCUCUCUCUUUCUUUAUCGAGCACGUCGCGCGUGUGUCCCCUGUCUCGCGGACGAGCAAUUGGAAUUCCUCGCGUGUCCACACGCAGGCCCGAUAUAGUCGGAUGGCGCGAUCUGGAACGUGAACGUCGAUCGAUCGCCUUCUCGCGCGUCACAAGACCGCUCGAGGCUUGCUGACGCUUCGUGACAACGGCGGACUCUUGAGAACCGAACAGAAGAACAAAGAGGGAGGCGAAUUGAAUUUCGAGGGAAGAAAGUUAUCCGAGAAGCCAUCAACCUGGAUUUAAGGACGACGAAUCUAGACGUUUACGUGAACGAGACCGAUCGGUUAUUCGACGGUCGCAAUAGGACGCGGAGCAGCAGGGAUCGCAAAUUCACCAAAAUAGAUCCGACGGCGUACGACGAAGGCAUCGUCGCGACGACGGAGGACAGCGGUUACGAGGAUCGUUUGCGAGAAGGCAGCAAGGAUAGUCGUCUCGCCGGGAUGAGGGGCGAGUCGGCACGACCGGGUAAGCGACCUUUAAGGGCGCUUUCCGCUUCCGAGAAGAUGGACGCGAUCCAAAGGGUACACGAAGGAGAAAGCAAGGCCUCGGUCGCGAGGGACAUCGGUGUACCGGAAUCGACGUUACGAGGAUGGUGCAAGUCCGAGCACAAAAUCAGAGGAAUGGCGAGGAAUUCGUCGACACCGGAUAGCGAAGCCCACUCACCCGCCUCGUCUUCCGGCGCGAACGUAACCGCGGGCAAUUUGGCCGGCGGUUCGGCGAAUCUGUCGAGCGAGGACGAGGGUCCUUGCGUGAAGAAGUCGAAAAUAGAUCAACAGACGUCGGUAACGAGCGCGGGCACCUCGUACGUCGCCGGUGACAUUUGCACCGACGCGGACGGUAAACCCGAUAACAAGCCGAAGAUCGAUUACGUCGGAUUGAUGACCAGCAUGGCCGGUAUGAGACCGGAAAAUAGUUCGUUGCUUCUGCAACAAUUGGGCCUCCUGUCCGGCGCCACUGGCACCUUGGCCAAGAAUUUGUUGAGCAUGACUCCGGCACUGUCGCACGGCAGCACAGUCGGUCUCGUCGAGAACGGACUUCAAUACACGAAGAACAGCGCGAUUAAUCCGUGUUUAACGAACACGGCGAACAGUUUGAACGGUGGAAGCAACAAAAGGCACAGCAUCUCGGCGAUCGCACCGGCACAAAUGGACUCGGUCGUCGCGAAAUCAUGCACGAGAAAGAGUCUGCCACCUGCCGCGGAGGCACCGUCGACACCGGUACCGGCCUCGCCGAGGAAAACGAACGAGAACAACAGUAUUCGAGAACAACGGUCGAGCGGCAAACCGAAAAAGGACGGGAACGUGAGCGGUAACAAGAAAGUCGACGAGGCGUUAUGGCUAUGGCUGACGCAGCAGCAACAGCUGCUCGGUCAACAGUCCGCGAGUUUCAACCCGAGCAUCAAUCAGCAAGACGGCUCGUGGUUCUGGCAGUGGUACAAGCAGUGCAGCUUCCCGUUGAUAACGCCGACGCCGCUAGCACCGAGCCCGGUCGCCAAGAAGUCGUCGCCGAGCAAAGCCCGUGCUAUGCUCGACAACGUGCUUUGCAACAAUAACAACGAGAACGUGAAGCGAAGCCUGAACAUGGACGAGGAGUCGGCGGCAGAGGACGUCGAGUCGUCCGGGGACGUGCCAGCCAGCACCGAGGAGGCGAUCGAACACGGCGAGAAGUUUUUCAAGUGGUUGGACAAAUGCUCCGAGCCCGCGGUCACGAGGCUUCAAAUCAUACAGUUCAAAUAUCUGUUGGACAAUCUAAAGGCGUGCAGGAAGAAGUCAUCCUCUAGCUCGAAACAAAGCAGAAAGUAGGCGAACAGACAAGCUGUGAUGCUAAAAAUAUAUAUCUUUAAGAAAGAGUGCGCUAGAGCGGUGGAGUACGCCGGGCUGAGACGAACAGACGAUAGAGAAGAUAGACGAUAGAUUCGGUAAGAGAGAGGUUAAUUGAUGAAAUAGGAAAGCGUUAGGGUAGUUCGUUGAUGAUCUCUUUUCGUUCGAACUCUCUUUCCCCCCUUUCUUUUUUUUCCUCCCAUUCCCAUCGAAACGAUUUGUCAUUUCGUCGUGUCGUCCCCGUGAUUCGCGUGUGUUCUGUGUGCGACAGAGAGGAGCCGAGUACGAACCGGACUAUCUAGUUGUGUUUGUACCCUCCCGAGCUUGUUACGUUCCGUAAUUUAAAAGAGAACGAUGUACGAUCGUGUUUCACAUCCCGCUCCUCGUAUUUUCUUUCAUUUCAUUUUCGUUUCGUAUUUUGAGUUACCUACAACUACUUGGGAGUCGGGCCGAAUCAAAAUGGGUCGUAACGAUCUUGUCUUUAUCGAAACGUUGUACAUAAGAGGAUAUACCAAAUUCGUAAAUGGACUGUUGUAAUUAUAAUAAAAGUUAAGAUGUUCGUAGA